This is a messenger RNA of Pelobates fuscus (common spadefoot toad), 2586 nucleotides long. It is a transcript of the gene TTC7A, whose product is annotated as tetratricopeptide repeat domain 7A. The record is from RefSeq and is a predicted model, not a curated record. Gene Ontology annotation, biological process: phosphatidylinositol phosphate biosynthetic process; protein localization to plasma membrane. The transcript has 20 exons. Gene Ontology annotation, molecular function: protein binding. The coding region runs from base 48 to 2582 and encodes 844 amino acids. Gene Ontology annotation, cellular component: plasma membrane. NCBI's taxonomy places the organism in Eukaryota, Metazoa, Chordata, Amphibia, Anura, Pelobatidae.
GUUGCAGAGAGUUGGAUUCUCUCACUGUGUGACUGGGAUGUGAGACCAUGGCUUCUAGAUCAUCCCUCUCCCAUCUGAAGCUGGAGGCUGAGAUAGAGCGCUGCAGGGCUGAGUGUCAGUGGGAGAAGAUUCAUAGCCUGGUCAGGCAGCUCUCCCCCAAGGCUCAGGAAAGCAGCAGCUCUGAUGACUUUACCAAUCUUCUACUCGCAGAGGCGCAGCUUGAACUAUGCCUGAAAGAAAAUGUUGCCAAACUGAAAUCCUCCACUCCAUUAAUGGAAAGCAGCGAGCCAAAACUACAGCAAGCCAAGAACUAUUUGACUGGUAUCCUAAACAGAGGCAAAUUACCACCUAAAUAUCUGACAGAAGUCCUGCUGAUUCUGGGUAAACUGCAUUAUGUAGAGGGGUCCUUCCGGGACGCCAUCAGUAUGUAUGCCCGUGCGGGAUUAGACGACCUCUCAUUGGAAGAUCAGCCUCUCUAUCUAAUGCGCCUUGUGACAGAAGCUUUUCUUAUCAAAGGUUUGUCCUUAGAACAUUCUACUACAGGCAUUGCCUCCCCUGCUCGUCUAUCUGAAAGAGAGGAAGAAGCAGUUUCCUGUUUCGAGAAAGCCAGCUGGAUUGCCCAAGUCUUUUUACAAGAAGUAGAGAAGACUGCAAACAAUUCACAUACAAGAAGUUCCAAAAGCAGCAGCCCGAGUCCCGAUUUUGAGCUGAGCUAUUUCCAGGAAGCAGCCUUGCAGAGUGCGUAUGUGGCCUUUUUUAAAAGAGGAAAAAUUUCAAAAGGAAUUAACGCACUCAGAGAUGUUUUGAGAGUGGUUGACACAAAGGCUAUGCAAACCUUCAAGAUGGCCGCAACGAAGCAACUUGCUGAAGUGCUGUUACACUCGAUAAGUGAGAGUUGCUAUUGGAGUCCUUCAAAAAGUCAGUUGUCAGAGCUUUCCAACAAAGAACAAACUAAUUUCCCUCGCAACAUUCUCCAUCAAAGACCACAGAUUCACUCUGGAGAUAAUCUUUAUUGCCCCCAAGACAACAUUGAGGAGGCACUUCUGCUCCUUCUGAUCAGCGAAUCAAUGGCAAACCGAGAUGCUGUUAUCAGCCGUGCUCCUGACCAGAAAGAAGACCGUGAAGUUAGUCUGCAGAAUGCGUCUGCUGUGUACGACCUUCUGAGUAUCACUAUGGGCAGAAGAGGGCAGUAUGUCAUGCUGUCAGAGUGUUUGGAGAGAGCGAUGAAGUUUGCCUUUGGAGAAUUCCAUCUUUGGUACCAGCUGGCACUGUCAAUGAUCUCAUGUGGCAAGUUUGCGUAUGCUGUUUCGGUGCUAAAAGAGUGCGCUAAACUCCGUCCUACUGACAUCACAGUUCUUCUCCUCGCUGCCAAGACCUGCAUUGGACCACUGCACUGGCUUGACGAAGGCGAACGAUUUGCAAAAAUGGUGACAGAGAUGGGAGAAGAAGCAGGAGAGUCUCUUGCUAAGGGCUAUCUGUCCUUGGGGCUGGUGUACAGUCUUCAAGCUACAGAUGCUACUCAGAAGGGCACUCAAGAUGAUUUAAAUAAGAAGUCCAUUCAGGCGCUCAAAAGAGCACACCAGCUGGACCCUGAAGACCCCCAAAUUAUUAUGUAUUUGGCAUUGCAGCUGGGCUUUGUAAGACAGAUUCCUGAUGCAAUAGAACAUCUGCAGGAAGCACUGAAACUGCAUAAGGAUGAUCGAAAUUGCCUCCACUUGCUGGCCCUUCUUUUAUCAGCUCAAAAACAAUAUCAACAUGCUAUUGAUGUCAUCAACAUGGCAACAGCGGAAUAUCCUGAAAACUUCAGCAUUUUGUUCACAAAGCUUAAAUUAGAGUGGAUACAUAAAGGACCAGAAGAGGCACUGAUUACAUGUCGGCAUAUGCUAUAUUUAUGGCAGAAAUUAUAUAAUUUUUCGCAACUAAAUGAAUGUGAAAAAGAAAGCAGUAUACCUGAUGCCCCUUUGACGAAAAAACCCAGUGGAAUGUUCCUUACACUUCCAGAUUCUCACGAUCCCGAAAAUAGUUCCCAAAGGGCAUCUUCCCUCACAGCGUCUCGUCUGGAACAAGCCAUGUCUGAAAUCACCAUGCACAGCUGUGCACAGAGGCAGGGGUCACUUCAGCAGUGGGUAACGCUGGAACAGAUCUGGCUAUAUGCUGCUGAACUCUUCAUGGAACAGAACCAUAUGAAAGAAGCAGGCUUUUGUAUGCAGGAGGCUGCCAGCCUAUUCCCCACAUCACACACUGUGCUGUACAUGCGUGGGAAGCUCGCAGAGAUGAAAGGCUUUUUGGAGGAGGCAAAGCAAUUGUAUGAUGAAGCACUAACAGUCAAUCCAGAUGGAGUGAAAAUUAUGCACAGCCUGGGGAUCAUUCUCAACAAACUUGGACGUCAGAGCUUGGCAGAGAAGGUUCUACGGGAUGCAGUACAAAUUCAGAGCACCUCUCAUGAAGCCUGGAAUGCACUGGGGGAGGUUUUACAAGCUCAAGGAAAGCACGAAGCGGCUGUAGAAUGUUUUAUCGCAGCCCUAGACCUUGAAUCGAGCAGCCCUAUCAUUCCUUUCACCGUUAUACCCCGUGAACUUUAAAGAA